Messenger RNA from Euleptes europaea (tarantolino), 1466 nucleotides. RefSeq names its product ANTXR cell adhesion molecule 2 (gene ANTXR2). Gene Ontology annotation, cellular component: membrane. The transcript is spliced from 17 exons. The record is from RefSeq and is a predicted model, not a curated record. Lineage: Eukaryota; Metazoa; Chordata; Lepidosauria; Squamata; Sphaerodactylidae. Gene Ontology annotation, molecular function: signaling receptor activity. Bases 153 to 1388 code for a protein of 411 amino acids.
UGCCGCCGGCCGCUCGCGCCCAGGAACAGCCGUCUUGCCGCGGCGCCUUCGACCUGUAUUUCGUCCUGGACAAAUCCGGGAGUGUAGGGAACAACUGGACUCAAAUCUUUGACUUUGUCAAGAAGCUGACGGACAGAUUUGUGAGCCCGCGGAUGCGAUUAUCUUUCAUCGUGUUUUCCACCCAAGCGCAGGUCAUUAUGCCAUUAACAGGAGACAGGAGGAAAAUUCAAGAAGGUCUCAAAGCGCUAAGUACAGUUAAGCCAACAGGUGACACGUACAUGCACGAAGGAUUGAAAGAGGCAAACCAACAGAUUGAAAAGGUGCGAGAUCAGAAGUCCAGCAGCAUCAUCAUUGCUCUGACAGAUGGACUACUGCCUGAUAGGGUUCCACACUAUACAGAAUUGCAGGCGCACAAAUCCAGGGAAUUGGGAGCAAGAGUUUACUGUGUUGGAGUCCUCAAUUUUGAUCAGGCUCAGCUCGAAAGAAUUGCAGAUUCAAAAGAGCAAGUCUUCCCUGUCGUUGAUGGAUUCCAAGCCCUCCAAGGGAUAAUUAAUUCUAUACUGAAGCAAUCGUGCACAGAGAUUUUGAAUCUGGAGCCCUCAAGUGUUUGUGUAGGAGAGGCGUUCCAGGUUGUUCUCAGAGGAAGCGGCUUCACGCUGGGCAGGACGCAAGACAGUGUCAUCUGCAGUUACUUUGUGAACGAAACCAUACGGAAUGAAAAGCCCAUAAAGGUGGAAUCUAAUUAUAUGCUCUGUCCAGCACCCGUUCUAUAUGAAGUUGGCGAACAGCUUGAGGUUUCGGUCAGUUUGAAUCAGGGGCAGAGCCUAAUCUCCAGCUCUUUAACAAUCACUGCAACGGAAUGUGCAAAUGGAGUCAUUGCCGUUAUAGUUAUUCUCGUGCUGUUGCUCCUGGCGGCUCUAGCUCUCUUCUGGUGGUUCUGGCCUCUGUGUUGCAAAGUGGUAAUUAAGGAUCCUCCUCCGCCUCCACCUGCUCCAAAAGAGGAAGAAGAAGAAGAGGAUCCCUUCCCCACAAAAAAAUGGCCAACGGUGGACGCUUCUUAUUAUGGUGGACGAGGAGUUGGAGGGAUUAAAAGAAUGGAGGUUCGCUGGGGUGAUAAAGGAUCGACUGAGGAAGGCGCCCGGCUAGAGAAAGCCAAAAACGCCGUGGUCACUCUCCCUGAAGAAAUGGACGAACCGUACCAACCGAGACCACCCAAACCCAAACCUACCUCACAGACUCCUCAGACCAAGUGGUACACGCCAAUUAAGGGUCGACUCGACGCACUGUGGGCUUUGCUGAGGCGGCAGUACGACAGGGUGUCUUUGAUGCGACCGCAGCAAGGAGAUGAGGGUCGAUGCAUUAACUUCACCCGAGUACAGUCUCAGUAAGGGAAUGCCAAAAGAUGAAAAGCCAUCGACGCUAGAUUAUAACCAAAGGAAGACAAUGAAGCGCUUCUACCAAAAGCU